AUGCGGGACGCGUCGUUCCGGGACGGAUCUGGGGCUGUACGGCCGCGUCGCGACGGCACCGAGGUGCGCACGGAACCCGCCGUUCGCCAGCCCCCCGGCUGCGACGUCUGCACCACGCAGCGCCGAGACCCCGCACUACGGCUGCGCGACGACAGAGGAACGCAGGCUGCACCCUCUGCCGGGCCCGCGCCGUGCCCGCCUCUGGUCCGCGCCAUCGACGUCCCCACCACCUCGCUCUGCAUGCGGAUAGCCCUCUGCGUGCCUGGUUACGCUAUAUACGUGCUCGCGAAUACUACACUACCAAGCCCAUCCCUCCUGUCCAUACGUGGACCCGCGCGGGCAGCACCUGGGAACGAAUGGCCGCUGGAAAUCGACCGUUGUGCUGCCGCGCACGACGCGUGGAUGCCCAUCGCAACGCUGCCUCUCGCCGAGUCGGGGUCGCGUGCGCUUCUGCCCGCUCGCGCUGCAAGCCGUCUCCCCCCACCGUCCUGGACUCUGGAUGUCCCGCUCCGUGGCGACCGCGUGCGCCAUCAACGGUGAUGCAUACGUACCUUACGCGCUGGGACUGGCGUGGUGUAGUGCGGCCUCAGUAGGCCACACGUAGGCUGAUAAGAGAUGCGUGAGCUGACGAACAAUGACACGGUGUGGAGACUUUCACCUGUGCGCAGACGACCCGCGAGGAGAGACAAACACUGCAAGGGAGGUUAGCACCGCGGACCUGCGGCGGAUGCAUGAUGCGCACCACACCACCAGGCGGGUGCCCAACGUGGAGCUCGGGCAGGGAAGAGGACGGGGAACAAGGGACGAGGGGCGGUGGAGUGCGUCCGGGAGGAAGAAGCAGGGCCCGGGAGAUCGAUCUCGGCGCUCCGCUGCGGACAUCUUGUGGGUGCCCCGCCCACCGCGGCCGCAGCACGCUACGGUCGGAGACGCGUGGAUGCACACACCCUGACCGUUGCGCGCGGCUGGCUGGAUACGCGGUUGCCCCGUCUGGCUUCCAUCCUAGGACGGUCUGUGUCCUCGACUGGCGACACCAGCUGCCGGCACCCGGUGAGCACGGACGGCGGGACACCUGCGAUGGCUCAGCACAUUGGCAAGCACUUCGUACAUCUCGCAUGCGCACACGUAGGACCAUGAAAUGCAGGAGAUUCUCCCUUGCCACCCUCCGAGUCAGACUGUCCGGCGCCGGGAUCCUCUCCCGCUCGCUCGCGCGCUCCUCCGCACCUUCGCACACCCACCCGCGUCCCGAUCGGGUGGUCCUGCCUUCACCCUCCGCCCUGCCCGCCCGCUCUCGUAACCCAUCCCCCGGGAACACACGCCCGAGCCCCGCGGCGCGCGCGGCGCGCGUGCGCCACCACCAACCAGCGCACGCCACGAUGCGUAGGCGGCGAGGACCGAGGUGCGUGCCCCCACAACGGACGAUGAUGGUUUCAAUUUGCGGAUGUGCGACGGGACAUCGCGUACGGACGGGUGAUGUGGGCGCCG
Trametes versicolor FP-101664 SS1 is the source of this 1482-nucleotide messenger RNA. RefSeq lists its product as uncharacterized. Lineage: Eukaryota; Fungi; Basidiomycota; Agaricomycetes; Polyporales; Polyporaceae. The transcript is spliced from 5 exons. The record is from RefSeq and is a predicted model, not a curated record. The annotation marks the transcript as partial.